Tarenaya hassleriana is the source of this 764-nucleotide messenger RNA. RefSeq names its product pentatricopeptide repeat-containing protein At2g17140. NCBI's taxonomy places the organism in Eukaryota, Viridiplantae, Streptophyta, Magnoliopsida, Brassicales, Cleomaceae. The record is from RefSeq and is a predicted model, not a curated record. Bases 115 to 705 code for a protein of 196 amino acids. The transcript has 4 exons.
CCGAAAGGUUGAUCGAGAAGACAAUGAGGCGCUUGGAGGGAUCGAGGCCGACGGGGAUGCAAUUUCGGUAACUUCCGAAGCUCUUGGGAAGCACACGAACAGUACGAGAUUGGCAUGGAGAAUCUUCAAGAGAACCUCCUCUUCCCCUUCGGACCAAACCCAAAUCGUCUCCCAUGUUGCAGCGCCGACCAUCUUCCAUAUCCUCGUUCGCGCCAAAAUACGCGAAGAAAUCGACCAUCUUCACCGUCUUAUGCUCUUCUCAGAAACCCAAAAGGCGGAUUUUUUUUCUUCUUUUGUCUCCGGCGUCUCAAUCUUCGCCAAAUUGGGUCUCAUCGACAAGGCAAAAGAAUCUUUGGGACUGCUGUCAAUGUCUGUGGACAAAAGGAAAGCCUUUACAGUCUGAUGUUCAAUGAGUUGCUUCGCACGAAGAAGCUGUAUUGGAGAGAGGUUUUUACUUGGGUUUGGGGCGCUUUCUCCAUAAGGAUCUUACUGAGAGCUUUAUGUCAGAAGGUAGAGGUAGAGACUAGCGGAAUUUUGCAUAAGAUGAUAGACAAUGGAUGUAUGCUUUUUGGCCCUGCAGCAUUCAUGCCUGUGAUUGAUGGCUUGGGUGAAAGGGGAAAGAAGCAAGAGGCAAAUGAACUUGCUGAGAAGAUGUUUGGCCUGAAAUUCCCGUCCACAGGAAAGAGGAGCAGCACUACCAAAUGAACUUCCCAGCUUGACUUGAAACGCUUGAUUAACACUGAUCUUGAUUGUGUGGCUCUGGU